Pararge aegeria (speckled wood butterfly) is the source of this 4672-nucleotide messenger RNA. RefSeq lists its product as uncharacterized. NCBI's taxonomy places the organism in Eukaryota, Metazoa, Arthropoda, Insecta, Lepidoptera, Nymphalidae. The transcript has 14 exons. Gene Ontology annotation, molecular function: protein binding. The coding region runs from base 1 to 3609 and encodes 1202 amino acids. The record is from RefSeq and is a predicted model, not a curated record.
AUGGCAAGAACUGUAAGGAAACUGAAACGAGGUAAGCCAAAAGAGUUAAACAUAAAACAGUUGCCAUCUAUAAUUAUAACGCCACCGGAUUUAGACAUGAAAUUCAAAACAAACAAUAGAGAAAACAGUGAAUCAACAAUAGUUGAUACUGCACUCAAUGAACCAUCAACUUCAACAAUGGAUUUCAAUGUGAACGAGCUAAUAGCUCAACUAUCCGAAAAUUCGAAAGCCUCGAAAGGUGAAAUCGAAAACAUCCAAAGGAAGUUGUUACACCAGGCAAAUCAGAUACUAAAAGUUAAUGCUUUCGCCAACCAACCUAUCCCAGAGCCUCGUAUAAUCGGUGCAAUGCAGAAAUAUAACGGAUCCAAUUGCAAUAAUGGUAUAUACGGAAGGCCGAUGUCUAUAGGGAAUGUGAAGCAAAUUAAUAAGCAAGAGGUCCAAAUGGUGCCCGAGAAGUUACAAGAAAACGUCAGUGAGGUAAACAAGGAGUGGACGCAGCGAAGGGUCAAUUCGUCCGUCGGCGCGGGAAGAGGUUUUUUCUACGAAACAAGUUCCGAAGCUCGAUCACUCGGCACAGGCAGUACGCACGGCGCGACCACGCCAGGUACUGCGUCGUCGGUGCCGCCCUACAGGAUGCCCCCGGCACCCGAGGCGGCGCUGCCCGGGGCUCCGGCCCCGUCCACGCCAGCCCCCCUACACACGCACUCCGCCAAAUUCCCCAUAGAACGUGAAGUUAUUCUCUCAACGGGUGACAAGAGCUCCAAGGUCCCGAUUCUCCAAGAAGCCAGGAAAAGGGGCAGAUUGGGGGCAGUUGCCCCCGACACACCCCCUAAGGCUCUAUCUGCAUGGACACACGCUGAAAACCAGCAAGCAGGUCCGUCUGGCGACUUCAGGCAGUACGAACAAAACUACGGGUACGCGAUACACCAGAACCAAACACCGAUGCCCAACCAAGGCGCGGUCGCGAGAAACAUCCAGAACUACGACUCACCAAAGCCGCCGGUACCAGCGAAGAACACCUACGAACCCGAACCAAACUCUCACAUAACAGUCACCGUCGAGACCGGUAAAGACAAUACUAGAGACGCCCCGAAAAGCAACAAUUCAGUCAGCAAAACCUAUAACACAUUAAAGGAUAUGAUAUCAAGCAGGUUCAAAAACAAAGAUGGCGUUGAAAGCGAUAAGAACGAGGAAGCCAGACUGAAUAAUAUAGAAGAGAGGAAGAGGCCGGAACCCGAGCAAGUGACGCCGAGGGAAACGCCGAGGAAAGAACAGGGGAUUUAUGGGAGGCCAGUGCCCCAGAAUCGACCGGAAAUGCAGUACGGUCAUAAUAUGGCAAAUAACAUGGCGACUAGCAUGGCGUAUCCAAGCCCAUCUCCUCAUAGACAAUUAAUGCAUCAGCAGCAGCAAAUAGUCCAACAGCAGAUGCUUCUCAACCAGCAGGCAAGGUCGCAGGAGAUGUUAGCAUCACCACACAGGCCGCAAGCUCUGGGGGCGGAUGCUCUGUACCAGCAGUACGGCCCUCCAGGGAGACGAAGUGCUGUAUACCAUCGAGAUAUGGAUGUUAGGUCAAUGGCUAAUUUCACGUCUUUGAAAACGGGCCCGCAACCACAGUUCGACAACUCGCAUUCAAGACAAGAUCUUAGAAGUCCUCAGCAAUUAGAAAGAGAGAUAGUUCGACACAGAGGUCUAGUAGAAGGGAGAAGGGCAGCUUCCCACCCCCAUUUACUAGACGAACCACAGCCACGUCUAGAAAUUACUACUCCUCAAAUACACGAUAGAUCUAGAAGGAAUAGUCACGGAAAUUUAUUAGACAGUAUUCCGAAUGAAAACGGACCACCGAGAAGUCAUGAAGAAAGAGAAUCAGAUGAUGGAGGCUUUAGAAUGAGGUUAGCAGCACAAGGAAGGUCAAGUUUUGAAGAGCGGAUUCGAACAAGUGGGCGAUCAAUAGAAUCUCAGCAAGAAAGAGGACAUGAAAUAUAUAGAAGAACACCUGAAGGUCAUAGAGAAUCUAGAAGAACUCCCGAUAGUCAUAGAGACUCAAGAAGAACUCCUGACAGUCACAGAGAAUCUAGAAGAACGCCUGAUUCCGUAGGGAAAAGGCAAAAAGAAUUACCCUCAACGUCUGUGGAUAUCAUAGAAAGGAAUGACGAAAGUGCAAGUCAGAAGUCAGUAGAUAGUGUGUACAAUUCCAAUGGCAAAUCUGAAACAUUCAUACCUCAACCGUCAUCAUCAAGACAAACUCCAAAUAGGAUAGAGGAUUUGAAAGCGCACGGUAAAAAAGGUGCGAGUUGUUCUGGUACUAGUUCAGACUACGACAAAAAUGGCGGUCAAUCUUCAAAUGUGGAUUCAGGAAGGGGUAGUGUGGCGUACUCUAGCGGUCGACGUCCUGAAGCCAGUCUCCACGACACUUCCGCUGAUUCAGAUGCUGUAGGCUCCAGGGUACAGCCGCAGCCUGGAACUAGUCAGCAAAACCCUGUACCAGCUGGCGAAAAUGAGUGGGCAGAUUUAGUAGAAUGUGAGCUGAGACAGAUCUUAGAGCCGAAACUUUCCAGUAUGCGGCUUGAUAGUUCUGCGAGCUCCGACGGCUCAGUAACCCCUCCUCUGCCGCCUUUAUCGCCUUCUUCAGAUCUGCAUAAACGGAACAGUUUACCAGGAAGAUCGGCUGAGUAUCCUGAAGAGAGACGAAGAGGCCGUGAGUCCCCUCGCUGGCACUCGCACUCGCAUAAAAAACACUCGUCUAAACGCGAUCACCAUUACAAAAAACAUUUAUUUGGCCUAGACACAACGGACAUGACAUCAACAACGACUCGAAGCUUGGACCUGUCAUCACUGUUAGACGGACGGACAGACAGCGACGCAUCAACCGGUGACGCUCGUGCGAUUCGACGCCAACUACGAGGCCUCGAGAACAUGUACGCGGAGGUGUUACAACUAUUGGGAGUUAGAAAGCCCGCAAAUUUGGCUAAACAGCCUACUUGGGAAGCCAGGCUCUCAUCGAAACGUCGUUAUGGCAGUAUGUCUUCCCUUCCCUCAAGUUCAGUAAGCAGUCGGCCGGUACGUGAAAAGCGAAGGAGUUCUAACGAACACCGGAAGAAACAUGAUCUCAAGGGCAUCAACAAGCGGUUUCAACGUCUGGAGUCACACGUGGUGACGUUGGCGCGGUCGGUGGCACACCUGUCGAGUGAGAUGCGCACACACCACCUCGUGAUGCAGGAGAUGGACAACAUACGCGCGGAGAUCACCGCUCUCAGGCACAUGUACAAAUCACAGCAGUACAUCAGGUCGGGCCACCACAGACAUAUGGACCCAUACUCGUUCAGCAACCCCGACCGCGUCAAGCGGCUCACCAAGUUCUUUGGAGACGAACCGCCUCUUAUGAGACUGUUUUUGAAGAAACUAGGAUACGAGAAAUAUGCAGCCCUGCUAGAGAAAGAGAAGGUGGGUGCCGCAGAACUGCCCUACGUUGGAGAAGACAAGCUGCGGGCUCUCGGCGUUCCUCUGGGACCCAGGAUGAGGAUACUGAAGGAAGCAGGGAUCCACCAGGAUCUGCACCACAUGACCAGGGAUGACCAUAAUACCACCACAACAACUUUGGCUAUUGUAUGAUCAUACAUGUACAAUUGUAGGAUUUAAAAUGAAGUUACAAACCGUAUUAGUGUACAAAUAUAUAGGUCUCUGAAUAAGUAUUUCGUUGGUGCUCUAUUCGAAUGAGUCUUAUCUUCUUUAUAUUAUAAUAUAAUUCUUAUAUACGUGCGGUAAUAGCGUAGCCGAAACACUGCGGCUAGGAAUCAAACGAGUUUUAACUGGCCGCUAACUUUCCAAAGUUUUGUGCGUUCAUUAUUUAAACGGUUAAGGAAGUCAUCGUAAGUAACCUGCGUGCCUGAGAGUUCUUUUAGUCAGCGUGGUGGACUACCGCCUUAACGAUUCUCAUUCUGAGACUCCUUUUGGAUCUGCACCCGUGCCUGCAUGCGUCGGUAAAAUAUGCUUGAUAAUGAUUUUAACAUGUGUAAGCCCACCGACCCCUUAAGCAGUUAUUGUUGGGCCUAAGAACUCUUAAUUCUAUUAGCAAGACAGUCUUGGCUAUUGGUGGGACAUAAAGAGGUUGCCGAAUAUGAUGUUGAUUUUCGUAUUACAAGAAAUUUAUCGACCUUUUUUAAACAUCAAAGUACAAUAUGCUGUAACGCAUAUAUAUGAUGUAACGCAUUUCAAUAUCAUUAUGGUCGCCAUUGUUCUCUUAAAUAAAGAUUGUAGUAUUUUAUUCUCUCUUCAAAUUCAACCUGAGAAACAAAUGAAGGUUAUAAAUUAAUUAUCUAAUGAUUAUAAUUUAAAAUGUAAAUAUUUCUUUUAUGUUGCCUUAUUAGGAGUUAAUAUAAUAAAUUUACUAAAAAAUAGUUAUUGUUAUGUUCGUCUAUAACGUUCGUUUGGUUCAUGAAAAUAAUGAAAUAAACUAAAUUGAGAACGAGGAGUGUUUUCAGAUCGUAUCUCAGGCGGUAGAAAUAAAUUUCAUCACCACUAGGUUAUGGGUGCCUGGUAUUCUUCUAUUAGAUAUUUUUGAUAUAGAAACCGCUCCCAUAUACUGCCUUCCCGCAAAACUACUAUUUGGAGUUACUCAUUUUUAUUUGACGACCUCCCUAGCGCAACGGUGAACGCUGUGAAUUUAAGUAGAAGG